AUUUUAAAUCUUUACUAGUACGGACAAGUACAUUUCAUAGACUCGUCCAUUUAAACUCCAAAGACUUAAUUUGUGCGAAGUCAAAUAGCAAGGAAGGGGUUUACAAAUACCUGUACAGCUAAGUAUUUAUUAGCUAGGUGAAUUUCCUGUUUGGGAACAUAAUAUACGAAUGUCAACGUUCUGAAAACCGAAAGUAUAUGUAGGUUUUUCGAUUUGUUCAUCAUGCAUAAAGUGCCCCAAUAUGACGACGAACCACCGCCAUCCUACGAUUCCCUGUACGGUAGAAUUAAAAAGGCCAAAGUUGAGUCAGACAGCAAUGUUGGAUUCGCCAGAACGGUAGCUACUUUGCUAUUUACAUCAGUCGGAUGCACCAUUUGUUUAAUACUGAUCUUGGCAGUCCCAGUUGCAAAUAUUGUUAUUGGUGCACUUUAUCUGGACAAAUGUCCAAUACAGCGGUACAUUCCUAUAUACAUGAUUGUGUCUGGGGCCGUGGGGAUUGUAUACAAUGUGUUUGGCAUCCUGAAGAAGAUGGCCAAGAGAAGUGAGGAUGAGGAUACUGAGGAACGCCCGGGGACCUUCACCAGUGUGUGCAGCUGUGUCUUUGGCUGUUUUCUGUUUGCUUGGUUCAUUGCAGGUAACGUAUGGAUCUACAGUAUUUACGAUGAAUGGUCUUCAGACCCGGCGUCCGGGAUCAAGUAUUGCCACCCCACGUGUUACCUGUUCGCCUUCUGGACCACUACGUUGGUCUACAUUCUGAUGGGAGCAUCCAUUUUCUUUGGGUGCUGUUCCGCCUGCAUCGCUGCGUGCUUGGGAUGUUGCAAAGACUGAAUGAAAUCCGUUAUUCUAUAGCGUGAAACAUCUGUAUAACGAGAUUCGGAUACCAUUGUAAAUCUAAUAUGUAACUGUUUUAGAUUAUUGAAUUUAAUAUGUAAAUCUA
This is a messenger RNA of Ostrea edulis (European flat oyster), 937 nucleotides long. RefSeq names its product transmembrane protein 272-like. The coding region runs from base 223 to 828 and encodes 201 amino acids. The record is from RefSeq and is a predicted model, not a curated record. NCBI's taxonomy places the organism in Eukaryota, Metazoa, Mollusca, Bivalvia, Ostreida, Ostreidae. The transcript is spliced from 5 exons.